UCAGAAUAACAUAUAUCGAAAAAAAUAAAUAAAAAACACUAUUGAUACUCAAUUUUCCUGGAUUUUCCACCCAGUUGCAUAGGUUCCCACCCCAUACCAUCAAGAUUGUCUCCCGACGGCGCCUUAAAGAUUUUCUCAGGAUGACUUUAGUGGGACUAGCCGCCCGAAAGCUGGCGCAGAAACAAAGAACCGCAAAACUCGCCGCCGCCUUUCCCAAUGGCAUUCGCUGCCAAAAGUGCCUGCAGAUGGGCCACUGGAGCUAUGAGUGCAAAGAAAAGCGCAAGUUCGUGCACCGCAGCUCACGUACCAAGAAGUUGAGCCAACACCUCGCGCAAAAAGAAGCUGAGACGCCCAAACCAACGGAGGAGCUACAAGAAACUAGCUCUACUGCCAGCAAGAAGUCCAAGAGAAAGCGGAAGGCAAGCAGAAGUUCGUCCUCCUCUUCCAGCUCGUCAGGCAGUUCGGGUAGCAGCUCCGGGUCAGGGUCGUCCUCGGAUUCUGACUCGAGUGAUUCCAGUUCCUCCUCAGGUGAUGAUGAUGACGAAGGCAGUUCAUCGGGAUCGAGUAGCAGUAACUCGAGUUCGGAUAGUGACAGCAGUGAGGAUCAAGAGGUGCCCCAAAAGAAGAAAAAACGCGCCGAGAGUUCGGCUGAGUCCUCGGAUCAAGAAUAAUACAUAAUUUGAUUGGGUCCAGUAGCACAUAUGUAGCUUUAGUAGAUUAGUUUUUUUCUGCAUCCGAAUAUUUUUUACUAAAUCUAUUAAUUGUACAUUUUAAUUAUAAUUAUGUGGAAUAAAAGUUGUAUUCAGUCCGA
This is a messenger RNA of Drosophila ananassae, 811 nucleotides long. RefSeq names its product zinc finger CCHC domain-containing protein 10. Gene Ontology annotation, molecular function: nucleic acid binding; zinc ion binding. Bases 141 to 671 code for a protein of 176 amino acids. The record is from RefSeq and is a predicted model, not a curated record. NCBI's taxonomy places the organism in Eukaryota, Metazoa, Arthropoda, Insecta, Diptera, Drosophilidae. The transcript has 2 exons.